AUGUCUGCACACCCAUCAAUCACGUCGGUGUCCUUUGAACAACAUGCCACAGGACUCGGCAUCGGAAUCUCCUGCCCCCGCGUUUCGUGGAAGUUCACUGCCACUAAAAACACAUUCCCAAAUUGGGAACAGAAAGCUUAUGAUAUAGAGAUCCAGCGUGGUAAUUCAAGUCCCGAAUCUUACCACAUCAACGCAUCAGACUCCGUUCUGGUGCCCUGGCCGAGCCAACCCCUCUCGUCUCGCGAAUCGGCCCGUGUCCGUAUUCGAUCUUAUGGUAGUCCAAGCAAUGAGCCAACAGAAUGGUCCGUUUGGACGACUGUGGAAUGCGGUCUGCUGGAUCUCCAGGACUGGACCGCGCGUGCAAUUACUAGUCCUACCAAACAGGCCGAGGGGCCUUUACGCCCGCUUCGCUUGCGGAAGACUUUCAAGCUUUCUGCAUAUGCUCUGCGGGAUGCUCGUCUCUAUAUAACCAGCUUGGGUGUCUUCCAAGCUUAUAUCAAUGGCCUCCCGGUUGGAGAUCAUUGCAUGGCACCGGGGUGGACGAGCUACCACCACCGACUAAACUAUGAGGUCUUUGAUGUAGCAUCGUUGUUGCGGGUGAAUGAAGAUAAUGUCAUCGCAGUCGAACUUGCUGAAGGAUGGUAUGCCACACGGUUGGGAUUUCUUGGUGGUCAGCGGUUUAUCUACGGUGAUGAAAUGGCAUUGAUCGCCCAGUUGGAGAUCAAUUCUGAGCAGGACAAGUUGUCUGUCGUCUCUGAUGCGUCGUGGAAGUGCCACGCAUCGGCACUCAUGACCAGUGAAAUAUAUGAUGGAGAAGUUUAUGAUGCUCGCGAAGAUCAGAAGGGAUGGCAUAGCCUGUCAUUUGAUCAGGAAACAACUUGGGACGCCGCCCGCGAGACUGAAUUCCCCAAGACGGAACUUGUGGCGCCCAAUGCGCCCCCGGUAAGGGUUACGCAAACUGUGAAGCCUACAGAGAUUACCACGACACCUUCUGGGAAGACCAUUGUCGACUUCGGUCAGAACCUAGUUGGCCGGGUCCGCAUCCCUUCUCUUGUCAGCCCCACCGGCCACACCGUGACUCUUAUCCAUGCGGAAGUCCUUGAGAACCAAGAACUCGGCACUCGUCCACUUCGCAUUGCCAAGUGCACCGAUACCAUCAUCUCUGCUGGCAGCGAGAUCCUCAACUGGUCACCACGCUUUACCUUCCACGGCUUCCGCUAUGUCCAAAUUGACGGCUGGAAUCCCACUCUGGACAACCUCGUCGCAGAGGUCAUGCACACCGAUCUCCACCGAACUGGAUGGUUUAACUGUUCACACGAAAUGAUCAACAAGCUCCACGAGAACGCGACCUGGAGCAUGCGCGGAAACUUUCUCUCCCUUCCCACCGACUGUCCCCAACGUGACGAGCGUCUAGGCUGGACAGGCGAUAUUCAAGUCUUCGGACCUUCCGCCAGCUUCCUGUACAAUACAGCCGGUAUGCUCGGUGACUGGCUCAAAGAUCUAUCUGCAGAACAGUUAGCCCUCGAUCACGGGAUCCCACCCUUCGUUAUUCCAAAUGUAAUACCAGAAGCCCUCUGGCCCACAUUUCCCCAAGCCGUCUGGGACGACGUCACAGUCCUUCUCCCAUGGACCCUCUACCAAAGUUACGGAGACACCGAAAUUCUCCGCCGCCAAUACCCCAGCAUGAAAGCCUGGGUCGAUGUCGGUAUUUUACGCGGCCCAGACAAUCUCUGGGAAGACACCAUCUUCCAACUGGCAGACUGGCUUGAUCCCACCGCACCUCCCGAUAACCCGGGUAACUCACGCACAGACGGGACACUCGUCGCAGAUGCAUAUCUGGUCCAUGUCACACGCACCCUCGCAUCGAUCAGCAAAAUCAUCAACGAACAGUCCGACGCUGAACGCUACGAAGCUGAUUACCACACACUGAAGUCCCGCUUUCAGGCUAAAUACGUCUCCUCUACCGGCCUUCUCGUUGGUGAUACCCAAACUGCCCUCGCACUCGCCAUCGUCUUCGAUCUUAUCGACGACCCCGCUCAGCUCACAACGGCUGGUGCCCGCCUCGCUCGUUUGGUUCGGAAAUCCAGAUUCCAGGUUUCGACCGGUUUCGCGGGUACACCUAUUAUCACACACGCGCUUACAAAGGCAGGAUAUCCUCAACUAGCAUACAGAAUGCUCCAGGAGAAAUCCUGUCCGUCGUGGAUGUAUCCCAUUACCAUGGGCUCGACGACAAUCUGGGAGCGGUGGGAUAGUAUGCGUCCGGAUGGGAGUAUCAACCCAGGUGAAAUGACAAGUUUCAACCACUAUGCUCUUGGGUCGAUCAUUAAUUGGCUGCACGCUACUGUUGCGGGUGUCAGUCCACUUGAGUCUGGGUGGAGAGAGGUUCUUGUCAAACCUGUUCCUGGAGGCACCGUCACCUCUGCUGAAGUUGUUUAUGAGACGGCUUAUGGAAAAUUGGAGUGUUCGUGGGUCCUGGUUGACCAAUGUUUCAAGUUACUGCUUGUUGUUCCACCUAAUUCUAGGGCAAAGGUUGUUCUUCCUGGUGAUGAGAGUGAGGAAUGGGUUGGGUCUGGACGAUAUACCUUUGAGACAAAGUUUGAUAGUCAGGUUGGAUGGCCUCCAAAGGCGCUCGUUCCUCCUAUGUUCCACCCGGAAGACUCUUUUGUUUAA
Molecule: messenger RNA, 2670 nt
Organism: Penicillium longicatenatum
Lineage: Eukaryota; Fungi; Ascomycota; Eurotiomycetes; Eurotiales; Aspergillaceae
Product: glycoside hydrolase family 78 protein
Exons: 1
Coding region: 1-2670 (889 amino acids)
Biological process (GO): carbohydrate metabolic process
Source: RefSeq, a predicted model, not a curated record